Messenger RNA from Entrophospora sp. SA101, 315 nucleotides. The record is from the annotation of a GenBank genome assembly. Lineage: Eukaryota; Fungi; Glomeromycota; Glomeromycetes; Entrophosporales; Entrophosporaceae.
AUGAUUCAAUUAAAGUAUGCAAGAGUUGUCCAAUAUCUCGAGGAUGAAAAGCUUGCUAUACAAUUACAGAGUAACGAGGAAGUUAAUAUGCAUCAUAAUACCGAGAGAUUGUUUGUUAAUCAAGAGUUCAUUGCACCGCCAUACCAUAGGAAUAGUAGUUAUGAUGAUGAAAAUGAUAAAAAAACUCUUCAAUUACUUGCUGAUGAGGAAUUGGCUAGACAAUUACAUGAUAGUGAAAAUGGUGGCAAAAUAAAUAUAGAUCAAGAAAUACUUGCCGCUCAACAAUAUGAAAUCAAUAAUUUUACUCAACCAUUG